AGUAUUUAAUGGGGAUUAGGCUACAGCAAUGUCUCCUCCCAACUGGGUACCAAGUGCUGCCCUGGGAGAGAAACAAUGGCAGCUCCGUGCAACAUACAUCAGCUGCCCUCUCACGGGAGCUGGAUCCCACCCCUACCACUACACCGUCAGUUGACAACCUCCAUCCAGCCCACUGCUGCUCAUGGCAGGACCAUGCAGUCGCCUUCUGGGGCCAUCCCGGCCUCCUCCAACACAAGGGAGCAGCCUUGCCCUGGUUAGGCUGAGCACCUAGGGUAGAAGCAGUAGGACCCCUCAAAGGCUCAUGGAAGACAAGCAGCACACAAAGAUUAUCUGAUGUGUGUUUUUUCUUUGCAAUUAUGUCUUGAGUGCAGAUAUGGUUGUAUCUUCUGUUCGCGUCUUGUGGCCCUGCAAAGGAAGAUGUGAUCAGCCACAGGGAGGAGAUAAGAUAGAAACUGUGGUGCAAUGGGUGAUGUUGUUUCCUCUAUAGUUUUAUAUCCUCUUGGUUCAGAUCUGCUGUAGAUUUGGGAGGAACAGCAGCAGCAGAUUAGCAAGAGAUACGACUGAUUGGCUCUAGCCCAAGUGGGAGGAGAGAAGUGAGUCAGUGUGGGAAAACAGUUGAAAACUGAGGAAUUUGCUUUGUAAAUUGGUAAAUCAGGCAAUUUAUCAGUCAAUUUAAGCAAGACGGCUCUUAGCGAGCGGCAGUGAGGAGUGGCCUAGUGAGGGAAGUGCCCUGUGAGUAAAGUUUGAGUCUUCGGCGAGGAGGCUUUGGAGAGGAGACCACGCAAUACGCUUGAGAGGUAGAGACGAUAGAAGGAGAUGCCAGGCAAGCUGAUUCAGUGCGAUGCUUGCAGUAUGUGGGAGGUCAAGGACACCGCUGGUGCCUCUGGCUGCUACAAAUGCGAAAAGUGCAUCCAGGUGGAGCUCCUGAAGGGCCAUGUUGGGGAACUGGAGAAGCAAGUGGAUGACCUCCGGUUCAUACGAGAAACGGAGUCGUUCCUCGAUAAGUCCUACAGUACGAUUGUUACACCUGAGGUACUGGAAGAGAGAAGGUGGGAGACAGUGAGAAAGGGAGGGAAGCAUGGAAUGCCAACGUCCCCGGGUGGUGUACCUCUUGUAAACAGGUUCACCCGCUUAGAAGCUGUUGGGACAGAAGACGUGAGCGGCGGACUGGCUUGCGAUGCGAAUAGGGCUGUUGAGCCAAAACCAAAAAGGCCUAAGGCAGGCAAGACCAUUGUAGUGGGAGACUCCAUCGUGAGAGGUACGGACAGGGGUUUCUGCGGCAACAGACGGGAUGCGAGGAUGGUGUGCUGCCUUCCCGGUGCCAGGAUCCAGGAUGUCACGGACAGAGUGCAGAAAAUCCUCAAGGGCGAAGGUGAACAUCCGGAAGUGGUAGUGCAUGUCGGCACAAACGAUGUCGGAAAGAAGGGGAUGAAUAUUCUGCAGCGUGACUUUAGAGAGCUCGGAAAAAUGUUGAAAAGCAGGACCUCCAGGGUUGUUAUCUCCGGUUUGCUUCCAGUUCCCCAUGCUGGCGAGAGCAGGAACAGGGAGAUACGGGACCUGAACGUGUGGCUGAGGAACUGGUGCAUGGGGCAGGGAUUUCGAUUCUUAGAUCACUGGGAUCUGUUUUGGGGUAAGGGGGAACUGUACAAAAGGGACGGAUUGCAUCUUAAUAGGUGUGGGACCAGCAUUCUGGCAGGCAGGUUUGCCACUGCUACACGGGUGGCAUUAAACUGAAUAAGGGGGGUGGGGUGUCGAAUGGGAUAGUGGAGGAUGGAGUUAAAGGGAAAGGGUUUCUUAAAUGUGUGAGCGUAGAGACGGAGGGGUGUAAAAUGAGGGUAGAAGCAAUAGGUAGCAAGGUGAAAAGUAAAAGUUGCAGGCAGACAAAACUAGGGCAAAAAUCAAAAAGGGCCACUUUUCAACAUAAUUGUAUAAUGGGUAAGAGUGUUGUAAAAACAAGCCUGAAGGCUUUGUGUCUCAAUGCAAGGAGCAUUCGUAAUAAGGUGGAUGAGUUGAAUGUGCAGAUAGCUAUUAAUGACUAUGAUAUAGUUGGGAUCACGGAGACAUGGCUCCAGGGUGACCAAGGCUGGGAGCUGAACAUCCAGGGAUAUUCAAUAUUCAGGAGGGAUAGAGAGAAAGGAAAAGGAGGUGGGGUAGCGUUACUGAUUAGAGAGGAGAUUAAUGCAAUGGAAAGGAAGGACAUUAGUUUGGAGGAUGUGGAAUCGGUAUGGGUAGAGCUGCGAAACACUAAGGGGCAGAAAACGCUGGUGGGUGUUGUGUACAGGCCACCUAACAGUAGUAGUGAAGUUGGAGAUGGUAUCAAACAGGAAAUUAGAAAUGCGUGCAACAAAGGCAAAACAGUUAUAAUGGGUGACUUCAAUCUACAUAUAGAUUGGGUGAAUCAAAUUGGCAGGGGUGCUGAGGAAGAGGAUUUCUUGGAAUGUAUGCAGGAUAGUUAUCUAAAUCAACAUGUAGAGGAACCAAUGAGAGAGCAGGCUAUUUUAGACUGGGUAUUGAGUAAUGAGGAAGGGUUAGUUAGCAAUCUUGUUGUACGUGCCCCCUUGGGCAAGAGUGACCAUAAUAUGGUUGAGUUCUUCAUUAGGAUGGAGAGUGACAUUGUUAAUUCAGAAACAAUGGCUCUGAACUUAAAGAAAGGUAACUUUGAGGGUAUGAGACGUGAAUUGGCCAAGAUUGACUGGCAAUUAAUUCUAAAAGGGUUGACGGUGGAUAUGCAAUGGAAGACAUUUAAAGACUUCAUGGAUGAACUACAAAAAUUGUUCAUCCCAGUUUGGCAAAAGAAUAAAUCAGGGAAGGUAGUACAAGGAUAACAAGGGAAAUCAGGGAUAGUAUCAAAGCGAAGGAUGAUGCGUACAAAUUAGCCAGAAAAAGUAGCAUACCGGAGGACUGGGACAAAUUCAGAGACCAACAGAGGAGGACGAAGGGCUUAAUUAGGAAAGGAAAAAUAGAUUAUGAAAGAAAACUGGCAGGGAACAUAAAAACUGACUGCAAAAGUUUUUAUAGAAAUGUGAAAAGAUAGAGAUUAGUUAAAACAAAUGUAGGUCCCUUGCAGUCAGAAACAGGUGAGUUGAUCAUGGGGAACAAGGAUAUGGCGGACCAAUUGAAUAACUACUUUGGUUCCGUCUUCACUAAGGGAGACAUAAAUAAUUUGCCGGAAAUAGCAGGGGACCGCGGGUCAAAGGAGUUGGAGGAAUUGAGUGAAAUCCAGGUUAGCCGGGAAGUAGUGUUGGGUAAAUUGAAUGGAUUAAAGGCCGAUAAAUCCCCAGGGCCAGAUAGGCUGCAUCCCAGAGUACUUAAGGAAGUAGCUCCAGAAAUAGUGGAUGCAUUAGUAAUAAUCUUUCAAAACUCUUUAGAUUCUGGAGUAGUUCCUGAGGAUUGGCGGGUAGCAAACGUAACCCCACUUUUUAAGAAGGGAGGGAGAGAGAAAACGGGGAAUUACAGACCAGUUGGUCUAACGUCGGUAGUGGGGAAACUGCUAGAGUCAGUUAUUAAAGAUGGGAUAGCAGCACAUUUGGAAAGUGGUGAAAUCAUUGGACAAAGUCAGCAUGGAUUUACGAAAGGUAAAUCAUGUCUGACGUAUCUUAUAGAAUUUUUCGAGGAUGUAACUAGUAGUGUGGAUAGGGGAGAACCAGUGGAUGUGGUGUAUCUGGACUUCCAGAAGGCUUUUGACAAGGUCCCACAUAAGAGAUUAGUAUACAAACUUAAAGCACACGGCAUUGGGGGUUCAGUAUUAAUGUGGAUAGAGAACUGGCUGGCAAACAGGAAGCAAAGAGUAGGAGUAAACGGGUCCUUUUCAGAAUGGCAGGCAGUGACUAGUGGGGUACCGCAAGGCUCAGUGCUGGGACCCCAGCUAUUUACAAUAUAUAUUAAUGAUCUGGAUGAGGGAAUUGAAGGCAAUAUCUCCAAGUUUGCGGAUGACACUAAGCUGGGGGGCAGUGUUAGCUGUGAGGAGGAUGCUAGGAGACUGCAAGGUGACUUGGAUAGGCUGGGUGAGUGGGACAAAUGUUU
This is a messenger RNA of Leucoraja erinaceus (little skate), 4023 nucleotides long. RefSeq lists its product as uncharacterized. The record is from RefSeq and is a predicted model, not a curated record. Lineage: Eukaryota; Metazoa; Chordata; Chondrichthyes; Rajiformes; Rajidae. Gene Ontology annotation, molecular function: catalytic activity. The transcript is spliced from 2 exons. Bases 817 to 1734 code for a protein of 305 amino acids.